Messenger RNA from Rubroshorea leprosula, 1233 nucleotides. Lineage: Eukaryota; Viridiplantae; Streptophyta; Magnoliopsida; Malvales; Dipterocarpaceae. The record is from the annotation of a GenBank genome assembly.
UUGGCCAACUUAAGUUGUUAUAUACAUCUGUUUUUCCCUUCUCUCUAUUACGAUAUAAUGUCAUCUACUGCUUCCAUUAUUAGACUUUUCAUUUUUUCAUUUUUUUUAAUGAAUUUAAGGGGAAAGCUUCCUGUGUUUUUCUUCGUUUCUUCUCCUCUUUUCUUGGUUUAUUUCAGGAGCUUUUUUGAAUAUAUACUUUGAUGCUUGAGCUUGAGAACAAUAUCGAAAAAUGUCAAGCUCAAAUAUUUCUUCAGGAUCAGAGCUGUGCUAUAUUCCUUGCAACAUUUGUAACUCAGUUCUUGCGGUGGGUGUUCCUUCAAGCAGAUUGUUCGACACAGUGACUGUUCGAUGUGAGCAGUGCUGCAAUCUUUGGGCGGUGAACUUGGCUACAUUACGAUCAAGAUCUGCUCAAGAUAGUGAACAGGUUACAAACUCCUGCUUGUUGAAGUACCAAAAUGAGUUGGGCUCUUCUUCCAAAUGUAAUAAGAACAAGUAUGUGAGGAAAGCAACAACCCUCAAUACCAUGCAGGAAAGGAUCGUAAAUCCACCUCCCAACAAAAGGCACCGGGCACCUUCAUUGUACAAUCAGUUCAUCAAAGAGGAGAUUCAAAGGAUCAAGACUAAUAAUCCAGAUAUAAGCCACAGGGAAGCUUUCAGUACUGCUGCCAAAAAUUGGGCACGCUUCCCACACAUUAAUUUUGGAUUGAUUUUGGAGAAAGCUGAUGACCAAGCCAAGCCGGAUGAGGGAACUAGUCCAGACUGAUUGGAUUGACAACGCCCUGUCUUUUCGAUGAAUGGGACUUACCAUAUAAUUUGUAGCACCACCCGUUUCCCUGUAUUAAUUUCUCUCCACUUUUCUUUAAGUUUGAAGUGAUCGAGUUCAACCGCGGGAACAUUACCGAAGCAAUGAUCUUUAGAUUGAUUAAUAUCAAUCCAAAAGACGCGUAUUAGUUGUAUUAUUUUUUCUUAUUGUUAUGCUUCAUUAUUAUAUAUAUUCAGGACUCAGAGGAGCAUUGCAAAGUAGUUGUCCAAAGGUACUUUCUGAGAAAAUUACUUUAGGAUGUAUUGCAGUAUAUGGAGAAGAUUGUGUUUAGGUGUGUGAAACUUUCAAGUCAUUUAGUUUAAAUAUGCAAAACUUUAUGUACGGUUUUUUAUUUAUUAUUGGAGUACAAAAGGCAUUUUUACUUAUUACAUAUACAAAAUUACUUGAUGAAAUAAUUUUUUAACACAAAU